Labeo rohita (rohu) is the source of this 5842-nucleotide messenger RNA. RefSeq names its product myocardin related transcription factor Bb (gene mrtfbb). The coding region runs from base 283 to 3108 and encodes 941 amino acids. The transcript is spliced from 17 exons. Gene Ontology annotation, biological process: smooth muscle cell differentiation. Lineage: Eukaryota; Metazoa; Chordata; Actinopteri; Cypriniformes; Cyprinidae. The record is from RefSeq and is a predicted model, not a curated record.
AAACACAAUAAGAGCGGCCAUUUUUACCCACGGCAACAACUGCUACUCCAGUAAAGAAAGAAAAUAAAUGCCCUGUCGGAAUUUUAUUGUAUUUUGGAUGUGCCAUCAAAGGGAUCAAGUUUAAUUUGGAAGCCAAAAGCGAGUCAUCAUGACCUAGUGAUCUUCAUAAGGAGCGCUGUGGCACAAAGCAUCCUGUGCUUUUGACAGACUGCAGUCCGAGAUUCCCGUCAGUCGCUGUGGUAGUUUCCAGGGAGAGACCCUUGCCUCUCCCCCUGAGGAGAUAUGGAGCCCCAGGAGAGUCUGGGAGUGGAGGGCGACUCGGGUGCGAUGGGGGUGCUGGUGCCGAGCCCACGGAGCGAAGCGGUGACCCAUGACCUGGAGGAAUUGUCUCUGCAGCCCACUCAGAACCUUCCACCCAUUAAAGAGCGCAAGAACGUGCUUCAGUUGAAACUCCAACAGAGGCGCACACGCGAGCAGCUUGCAGACCAGGGCAUCAUGCCACCGCUGAAGACACCUGGAGCUUUUCAUGGGCAGGUCAGAAGUCUGGAGAGGGCAAGGACUGAGAAUUUCCUGAAGCAUAAAAUCCGCAGCAGACCUGACCGUGCUGAACUUGUUCGUAUGCACAUCUUACAAGAAACCCACGCAGAGCCUUCUUUGCAAGCCACUCAGAUGAAACUAAAGAGGGCACGUCUAGCAGAUGACCUCAAUGAGAAGAUCGCACAGAGGCCUGGACCAAUGGAGCUGGUGGAGAAGAACAUUCUGCCUGUUGAAAUUGUUGGAGGACUGGAUGUUUAUAACUUCAACGAGGACAGCAGUGAAGCUUUGUCUCCGGAGCAGCCAGCUAGUCAUGAAUCUCAAGGCUCUGCAUCUUCUCCUGUAGAAGCCAGACUGCCUGAUCCAUCGUCUGUAUCACCUCCGACUGGCUCCAAACUCCAGAGUUCAGACUUCCUGAACAGAACAUCAGUAGAAGAUGGUCGAGUAAUGACUGCCACACAGCUCGUCACCACUGCUGCCCCCACAAAGCCUGGACCCACCCUCGUAAAGCAAAGCCAGCCCAAACAGCCCUCUGACAAGAGUCGAAGCAAGAAGAGUAAAGAACCCAAACCGCGAAUUAGGAAGCUUAAGUAUCACCAGUACAUCCCACCCGACCAGAAGCAGGAACCCAACGAAGCUCCGAUGGACUCAGGAUAUGCCAGGCUGCUUCAGCAGCAGCAGCAGUUCCUGCAGCUCCAGAUUCUCAGCCAACAGCAACAGCAUUACAGUUACCAGGCCAUAUUACCAGCACCACUCAAGCCAGUAGCUGAGAGUCAGAACAGCUGCCCCAACAUCACCCUGAGCACCAGCCCGAGUCUUCCUAGUCCCAUUGUGGUAUCUCUGCCCAAUGCGGCUCCUUCACGUCCCAACAACACUGUGACCGGUCGUAAAACCGGUUCUCUGCCUACAAACCUAGAUGAGAUGAAGGUGCCUGAGCUUAAGAUGGAGUUGAAAUUGCGAGGACUUCCUGUGUCCGGCACCAAGACUGAUCUCAUAGAAAGGCUUAAGGCCCACCAGGAGAGUUCUCAAUCCAUGGAUACAAACAUCUCCAAAGCUCCUCUGCAUCUUGAAAGCAUGAGCACAACUCCCCCCGUUUCUCCUGAGCUGUCAGAGGCCUCCAACAUCAGUAUGGAGGAUAGCAGAGACAGUCCCACCAAAGCUGUAUGCACUUUGUCUCCAGCACGUUUGCCAACAAGUAACUCACCCCUCAAAACCACACUUGAAGAUAUGACCAUGGACGUCAAGGUGUCCGAAAAAGACCAGCGCCUUCACGAGAAGGAGCGUCAGAUUAAGGAACUCAUGCGUAAGCUGGAGCAGGAGCAGCGGCUGGUGGAGGAGCUGAAGAUGCAGCUGGAGGUGGAGAAGAGGAGUCAGCAAGGCGGAGGGCAGCAGCCUGAACCCAAUCCAUCAGUCCAGGUCAAAGAGGAGAACGGCACCGCCCCGAGCUGCAACUCCAAGCAGAGUCCCCUGCCACAAAGUACAGGUGUGAAACAGGAAGAGCCACUUGCCCAGCUGCACCACACCCCGGUUCAGCAGUUCUAUAUCAACGCCCAGCAAGUCCCUCAAGUGCUGCAUCAGCAGACACUGAUCAACGCUCAGCCUGCCGCACAAAUCCUGCUGCCCAUUAACCUGCCCAACAACCCCAUCAAUACACAGGCGCAGACCGUUCUCCAACCAGCAAUGCCCAGUUUGGCUCAAAGCAUCAUACAAACUCCACUUCUGCAAACACAGACGUCCAACAACUCAAUGUUACAACAGCACUCAAAUCCGACACCAUCUCCACCUCAAGCUUUACCAAUGUGUGGAAGCUCGUCUUCUGGGUUUGAGUACAGGCAGAACCAGAACCAGCCCAUGGCAGACAUGCCACAGUGCUUCCUCAACAACUCGCCCAGACACACAAAUGGACCCAUUAACAAACCUCCCUCGCCUUGUCAGCUCAACUAUACCCUUCAGCCAUCGACGUUCCCCAAUCACCGCAGCCCAAAGAGCAAAGACCCGCCCCGUUAUGAAGAGGCUGUCAAACAGACCAGAGGUCUACAAGCCACGAUGCAGGUUCCCACUGCUACCAGUCAGCACAUGGACGAUUUGUUUGACAUUUUGAUCGAGAGUGGAGAAAUAUCCCCUCUAACCAGGCAGGAUCCUUCUCUAGACAAACUUCUUCCGGUGACCGCAAACAUCACCACCCUGCCCAUCAACACAGUGCUGUCUCGUCCUCCCCCACAGAUACACGUUGCCCGCACACCCAACCAAACCCAAGCGCCUCCACCCAACAUGGUAGCCCUGGCCUCCGAUAACCAAUUGGAGGCCCUUCUGGAGGAUGCUGAGCCACGGACCCUGAGACUGAUGGAGGAGCUUAAAAACCAGCUACUGGAGCGGCCCCACUCCCCAAUGGACACUUCAGAUCUGACCUUCACCGACACGCCGCCUUCCACCCUCCCUCUGCAAGACACGGCCCUCGACAACAUGGAGUGGUUGGACCUUACGAUUCCAGGUCCUGCUGGUAUCUCCUCACCCACUGCAGUCUUUUCAUCAGAUUUCUUGGACUCCACUGAUUUACAGUUACACUGGGACUGAGCUCUUGGAGGGAUGGCGAUUGGAGACGUUCUGAAAAUAUCUGCGGUGUGCAGUCAGAUUUCUUGGGUUCGAUCUGUGCGCAACCACUGAUAGUGUAGCAUCAGCUUUUCUCAAUUGUGCCUAUAUGUGACUCUGGACCACAAAACCAGUCAUAAGUAGCACGGGUAUAUUUGUAGCAAUAGCCAACAAUACACUCUAUGCGUCAAAAUGACAGAUUUUUCUUUUAUGCCAAAAAUCGUUAGGAUAUUAAGUAAAGAUCAUGUUACGUGAAGAAUUUUUUGCAAAUUUCCUACCGUAAAUAUAUCAAAACUUAAAUUUUGAUUAGUAAUAUGCAUUGCUUAGAACUUCAUUUGGACAACCUUAAAGGCCAUUUUCUCAAUAUUUAGAUUUUUUUGCACCCUCAGAUUCCAGAUUUUCAAAUAGUUGUAUCUCAGCCAAAUAUUAUCCUAUCAUGACAAACCAUACAUCAAUGGAAAUCUUAUUUAUUCAGCCGUGAGAUUAUGUAUAAAUCUCAGUUUCAAAAAAUUGACACUUACAACUGGUUUUGUGGUCCAUGGUCACAUAUGUGCAGGUUUGUGUACUGUUAUUGUCACUAACACCUCCUUCAAGGCGGAAGAAGAAUGUAGAGACACUUUUUUUCACUUGUAUAUUUAGGCAGUGAGCUUCUGCUUUUCAUAUUUUGAAGCAGUCUUUGACUGCUGGCCUGUAUUAUAUAGAAUGUUUUUUUUAGAUUCUGCUAAGUAUAAUUUUGUCAAAAAAAACAACAUAUUUUAAAUUUAUAUCAUAUAUAUUUUGGGGAAGUAAGGACUAUAAGUACAAUCAUUGUGCCUUUGCUAUUUACAUUGUCCAGAAACUCUAUAGUUUCCAAAUUUAAAGGGAUAGUUUGUUCAAAAGUGAUUGUUCUUGUUCCAAACUCAUAUCUUUCUUUUUUUGAACUCAAAAAAAUGUUUUGAAGCUUGUUCAGCUGUUUUUUUCACUAAAAGCCAAUGGGGUCCAAAACUUUCUAGCUCCAAAAAGGAUAUAAAGGUAGCAUAAAAUGAAUCCAUAUAACUUGACUUGUAUAUUCAAAGCUUUCUGAAGUAGUGCACUCACUUUCUAUGAUAAACAGAUCAAACUUUAUUUACUCAGUUUUUCCAGUCCAGUUCCAGUUUUCCAGUUCACAUUUGUACAUCAUACAAAUGAUUCAUAUGGAUUGAUUUCAUGUUACCGUUAUGUUCCUUUUUGAGCUUGAAAGUUUUGGACCCCAUUGAAAACAGCUGAACCAUUCUUUGUGAUCUCUUUUGUGUUCUGCUGACGAAAAAGCCUUAUGAGUUUGGAACAACAUAAAAAAGGUAAAUAAAUAAUGACCGCAUUUUAAUUUUUAGGUAAAUUAUCCUUUUAACUACAGAGUUUGCACAAACGUUUGUGAUGGAAACAUUGUGCCAUGGUAAUUGUUACAAAUGUGAUGUCACCUUCAUUGAAGGAGCCUGUUUAGUAGCUUUUUUACAUUCACUACCGACUGCCAUGGUCAAUGGGCUGUUAACGGUUGCAUUGGGGUACUCAAAAUUGUGGCAGCUAAAUAAUAACAUUCAAUUUCUAAACAUUAGAAAUCAUCCAGUGCAUGGACUGGGAAAGGUCAGAGCGAGUUUGUUUACCAAACCCAGCAUGGGGCCAAAGAGAGAGAGGGAGGGAAGAAGGCACACAAACGCCUGACUAGGGGCCAUUAUUAUCCCUAUCAAAGAGGUAGAGUGGACAGUCUGAACUGCCACUGUUGCAUGUCUUGACCAGGGAAACAACACUAAACAGGACCAGUGAAAUUUCCAUAUUCAGAUGAGGCGAUCGGGAUGACAUCAGAAGAGCAGCUGUGUUUUGAUUGGUCAGAUUCUGUACUGCAGUACAGUAGAUGUUUGUUUUGGACGUAGAUGGACUUGACAGAACUUCUUUCUUCAUAACCACUGAAAUACAAGUAGAUGGCAGGUGAUAUGCCUUUGUUAAUGUACCUAGACCCUAUCUUCUCAGUUAUUUGUAAGAAUGAAUUAGUUAGUCAGAUUGCCUUUUAGAUUAUUUUUCUAUAAAAUGUAACAAUGUAGCGACAUCUGCUGGAACGUUUUCGAAACAGGCGGCUGAAUGAAUUUUUUUUUUUUUUUUUUUUUUUUUAAAUCACCACACCCAGAUGUAUCACUAUGAAAUGUUUUUCUUCAGCGUUUGGCAGAUGUAAUAUCAGAUUUCUCUGUGAAAAUAUGCCAAACAUGCCAAAUAGUGCACUUACUUGACGUUGGACUCAACUCAUUGACAAUCAGUUCCUUGUCCAAACAUGUUGUCAAAAUGAAAGAAUGUAUUUUUGUAUUUAGAAAUAUGAUUUCUAAAGUGAUACCGUAGUUCUGUCUCUAUCAGAGACCCAAAGCUUUUAAUUUUGUAAACAUACCAUUUUACUGCAUUUAUGCAGUUCUCACAUGUAUUUUUAUCACGUUUUACGGCUCUAAAAUAUUUUUAGUGUGAAAACUUUUUUCAACAUGUCCAUCAGAGUAAUUGCUCUGGUAUGAAGUGGAAAAGAAGAAAAUAUUUGAAAUCUUACUGACCCUUUGAAGUGCGACGUAGAUUGUAUGCCUCAUAUUUUGCACAGUGUAUAUAUUUUUACAACAUACAUUUUAUACAAAUGUAUUUGUGCAACUGUAAAUAAUGUUUUGAGGUUCUCUUUGUACAUAUCUUUAUUGUAUAUACAGCCUUUCAUCAUUAAAAUGUUUCUGUAUUUGAA